AUGGUAAAGCUCCAAGAGGCCACGGUGUACUGGGAUGCUGCCCAGAAAAGCGUGAUCCUGAAGGAGGGGGUGAUGGUGAAGGAUGGUGGCGCCUACGGUUACUUCAAUGACACUCUGCUGCUCUCUGGAUGGGGUGUUUUGGAGAUCAGGGCGGGUUUUGGAGGAACUGCACAGGGUGAUGAAACUACAUUUUUUCUGGCUGGUUACCUGGAGGGUUACCUCACUGCUGGACAGAUCUACAGUCAUUACACCAACAUGUAUCCUCAGCUGAUAAAAGAUGAACAGGUUUUGAUCCCCUUGAAAAACUUUAUGAGCAAACAGGACAAAUGGGCCAGAGAGCAGGUGACUCAGAGGAGAAACAGCGACCCCUUGUGGAAUCAUCUUGGACUGAUCCUGGCCCAGCUGGAUGGACUGCAUGCUGGAGCUGUAGAAUGGGCCAAAAGCAAUCAAAGGGAGCCUCUGCCGCUCUUUGCUCUCCAGUUCCUGAAUGGUGUUGGCGACCUCCUGGACCUUGUCCCAGCUCUGACAUCUCGCUCCAAUUCCUCUGCAGGCGCAGCCACUUUCAGGAGGCCUGGAAUGGGCCUCUGCACAGCUCUUAUAAAGGUUAGAAAUAACCCUGGAUAUGAGAUGCUUAUAUUUGGCCACUCUAGCUGGUACACCUAUGCUGCCACUAUGCGGAUCUACAAACACUGGGACUUCAGGGUGUCCGAUGGGCAUGUCUCAACCGGGCAGAUGUCGUUCAGCAGCUACCCUGGUUUCCUCAUGUCUCUGGAUGACUUCUACCUGCUUGGGAGCGGCCUGCUGAUGACUCAGACCUCUAUCGGCAUCUUCAACGCCCCGCUGUUCUCUCGACUCAACCCUCACUGCCUGCUGGCUUGGCAGAGAGUCCGCCUGGCUAACGGUCUGGCACACACGGGAGAGGAGUGGGCGCAGAUUUUCUCUAAAUAUAACUCAGGUACAUAUAACAGCCAGUAUAUGGUGGUGGACCUGAACAAGGUGUCUCUGCGUCACAGUAUCAGCAGUGGAGCUCUGACUGUUCUGGAGCAGAUCCCGGGGAAAGUGGUCCACUCUGAUCAGACUCAAGCUUUACGAAGAGGUUACUGGCCGUCUUACAACAUACCUUUUCACGAUGAGAUCUACAACCUCAGUGGGUACAGCAUCAUGUGGAGGCGAUAUGGAGAAGAUUUCUCCUAUGACCUCUGUCCUCGAGCUAAGAUCCUCCGCAGGGACCAGGCCAAGGUGUCCGACCUCGGCUCCCUCAAGCACAUGAUGAGAUACAACAACUAUAAGAGAGACCCCUACGCCAAGGGCCAUCCCUGUAAAACCAUCUGUUGCCGUAACGACCUGAGACCAAGGAGGCCACGUCCAGGAGGUUGCUAUGACACCAAGGUGACCGACUACCAGAUGGCCUUACAGCUGUCUGCCGAGGCCAUAAACGGUCCCACAACGCAGGGGGGCCUGCGUCCGUUCUCAUGGCGCUCCUUCAACCUCACGACUCAUCAGGGUCUCCCACACACCUACGUGUUUCCUUUCAUCACCAUGACGCCCACACUGCGCCGGCCCUGA
Cyprinodon variegatus (sheepshead minnow) is the source of this 1566-nucleotide messenger RNA. Its product is annotated as phospholipase B-like 1. The transcript has 11 exons. Gene Ontology annotation, cellular component: extracellular region. The record is from RefSeq and is a predicted model, not a curated record. Gene Ontology annotation, molecular function: glycerophospholipase activity. Lineage: Eukaryota; Metazoa; Chordata; Actinopteri; Cyprinodontiformes; Cyprinodontidae. The coding region runs from base 1 to 1566 and encodes 521 amino acids. Gene Ontology annotation, biological process: phospholipid catabolic process.